Molecule: messenger RNA, 1452 nt
Organism: Coniosporium apollinis CBS 100218
Lineage: Eukaryota; Fungi; Ascomycota; Dothideomycetes
Exons: 2
Coding region: 1-1452 (483 amino acids)
Source: RefSeq, a predicted model, not a curated record
AUGGCGUACAGGCUGUUCUCAGAUGUUCAAGGUGCAUUCACAGAAACCGUCAUAGCUCAAUCGGAUGGAUCUUUUUCAGUGCUUCCAGCAAAUCUUCCCGGACAAUCUCUGGCGGUUGCAGUGCCCUCUCGCCUGUACUACACGAAGACGCCGGAGAAGCCCUUGGCGGGAGUGCGCCUCGGCAUCAAGGACAUCUAUGAUAUGAAGGGUUUGAAGACCAGCAAUGGCAACCGCGCUUGGUACCAUCUAUAUCCGCCGGCAAAUGAGACAGCGGUAUCGGUGCAAAGCCUCAUAGAUGCGGGCGGCAUUGCAGUGGGCAAAAUCAAGACCAGUCAAUUUGCGAAUGGAGAGACCGCGACUGCGGACUGGGUCUAUUAUCACUCACCGUUCAACCCGCGAGGCGACGGGUAUCAAGAUGCCUCUUCCUCGUCCUCCGGACCUGGUGCAGGCGAAGGAGCCUAUGCCUGGCUUGACGUCACACUCGGAUCCGACACUGGCGGUAGCGUAAGAGGCCCUUCUUCGUCCCAAGGCCUGUACGGUAACCGUCCAACGUGGAAUCUGGUUUCUCUGGAGGGGGCUAUGCCACUGGCUCCCCAGCUCGACACCGCCGGCCUUCUCGCACGUGACCCUACCCUCUGGACAACGGCUGCGCAAGCCUUGUAUGGACCGAACCUCACACUCAGUUCGUCGUACCCUUCGAGCAUACUGACAAUCGGCUUUCCGACAUUCAUCAACUCUACAGCUGAUGGACUUCUGUUAGACUUUCUCAGCACGGUAUCUGACUUCAUCUCGGCGAAUGUUUCGGCAUUCAAUAUCACGACUGCCUGGGCUGAAAUUCUACCGGAAGCACCUCCGCUAAGACAGCUGCUAAAUCUCAGUUACCCGAUCCUCAUUAGUAAAGAGCAAACAAGGCUGGUCCGUGACCCGUUCUAUGCCGACUAUGCUGCUGCACAUGAUGGCCGUCUACCUUUCGUCGAUCCUCCGCCAUUGACGCGAUGGGCGUAUGGCGACAACGCAACGGCGACCGUUGAGGAAGCUGUUGCGAAUAAGACCGCCUUCAUGGAAUGGUUUACCAACGAGAUUCUUAUGCCUGACGCAAAGACUUGUUCGAGCAGCUUGAUGAUGUACGUUGGGUCAGACGGCGACAAUACGGUGUACAGAAACACUUAUUGGGAUCCACCUCGAGUGCCCUUUGGCUUCUCAACAGGCAGAAUCAGCGUCUUUGCUGAGGUGCCGGACAUGGUUGUGCCGAUUGGGCAAGCGGCAUAUGAAUCUACUGUCACGAAUCAUACGGAGUAUCUGCCUGUGACUGUCGACUUCAUGGCGGCGAAAGGCUGUGACGGCAUGCUCUUCUCGCUUGUUGGGGAGUUGUUCGCUGCGGGCAUCGUCAAUGUGAGUCAAGCUGGACAAAGCAGCGUUGUUGGUGGGGAGAUUCUGUUCAAGCGCAUGUGA